Messenger RNA from Pocillopora meandrina, 4350 nucleotides. The record is from the annotation of a GenBank genome assembly. NCBI's taxonomy places the organism in Eukaryota, Metazoa, Cnidaria, Anthozoa, Scleractinia, Pocilloporidae.
AUGAGAGACAUGCUUGGGUCUGUGAUGAAGUUGUGGAGGAGAACGCUUCUCCUUGCUUUCCUGCUUGCAAACUGUACAUCGAAGCAAGGUAUUACUUUAUUUCCAUUUAUUUAAUUCAUUUUCAUUAUCUAUAUAAUGUUGUGGCCUCAAUAUAGAAAUUUAUCUCAAGAUUCAGAUCCUCGUUCACAAAACCUAUAUAUCACACUGGAGUUUGAUACAUAAUCUACCUCGGAAACUUUAACUGAUCAACUGGUUAUCGGGACAAAUGUUUAAAAAAAAUAUGAUGCGUUCAAGUCAUUUCUAACUGACUGAAACCUUUCAGUUGUUAAUUUCUGUUUGAAGCAGUUGUCUUCGGAGUCGAGUUUUCCGGUUUCCUCUUUUAAAAAAAAUCCAAAUCGUACUUGCCUUAAGGCUCAAAUUUUUAUUCAUAAACUAAAAGGCACGAUCACUAAAAAUGAUCAGUGUCCAGGAUUACCUUUCACUUUCUAACAUAAUAUACCAACUACGCUAAGUUUUCCUGUCGAUGGAAAUCAUCACGAGAAAGGUGAAAUACAACACCUGAAAACUUAUAUGUAAAAACUUUAUCGCACUAAUCUUUUUAAUUAAAACGAUCUGAAAUGACGGCAUUAUACUUGGUAUAGAAAUGCAUAUGAAAAGUCUUUUUUCUAGAUUUUAAUAAAAUUCAAGAAACCCCGCUUUGCGAUAUUUGACACAAUCAUAUCCAAACACAGAAGCUUAAGAAAACUGCGGUAGCUCUCAAGAAGAAAUUAUCUCUUGACGUUUGAGGCGACACUGACAUCCCCGCAAUUUUCCUGCUAUUUUGAUAAAAUAAACAUUGUCAUCUCUGCCAACUUUCCCAAAACGUUAUCAAAGGUGGAUUUUUGCAAUGACCAAUUCGGCAAUCCAACUGAAUUGAACAAUCGGCGAAAAUAUAGCGGAUUGCGACGCAGUAUUUUAAAAGAUGUCUUUUUCUCUUCAACCCUUUCAAUCCCAAGAUCUGCUUGUUAAUUCUCCCCUCUAGCUGCUACACAUUUCCUUGUAAAUUAGUGACGAGAAUUUGGUGUUAGAUCAAGGUAACAAAUUCUGCCCGACACAUUUGAGUUUUCUCAUUACCUGUUUGCUGGAUAGUGCAUGGGCAUUGUAGGGGGAAGUUAUUAGUUAAUCACUUCUGGGAGUUAAAAGGUUCACUCGGAAAAUAAAAAUUGGAAACAGCUGAGAGUGAAUCGGAGCCGCCAGGCUAAUAUUUACAUACAAGAGACGUGAAACCAACAGAAACGCGACAGACCAACUUGGAAUUUGAUUCGUAGUCAUAGCAAUUUCAUCUUGAUUACUGACAAAAUUUUCGCCGUUAUUGAAAAUACUUAGCAUGAUGUUUCCGCACUAACAGUUACUAGACCGACAAAGAUGAAAUUAGACAAGUCCUUGUUUCGAAAGUUUUAGCUUUAAUGUCAAGAUAAAACAUCAAUUCAAUGAUCGUUACGCACCUGACCCGGUUGAAAAUAAAUGACACCGUGUACGCAAAACUAUAUGCAAAUCAACUUUCCGACACCGAAAGCUUACAUCAGUGAAGCUUGUACAUACCAUCAACGAGUUUUUCGAGCACAGUUGAUGGUCUUCCGGUUCGCGAAAUUUCCUAGGACCGAGUUCACGUGAAAUGUUCACGACAAAUGUCAACAUCUUGAAGAUUUGAUAUAAGGGACUCUGCUGCAGUGACUCAGUUGCUAGUCAUCUUUUUUUUUUGGUCGUUUUUAUCGGCAGAAAACAGAUCAAACAUGUCAAAGUCACUGACCCACUGACUAUAACGAUUAGAAAAGCCUUUAUUGACUUAAGAUAAAAAUUACGAAGAUAACGACGAUUGUUUUUUCAUGUUUAAGCGAUAAAAAGGGAGAUAGGCCAAGUGCGGCUUUGACUAUUUUGAUAGAAUUAAAAGAAAUAAAAAAUAAACUACAUUUUCGAAAGAAAAAACGAGCUUACAACGAUGAAAAUUUAUAACUUCAGUCCCCGCUCCUUUGGAAAAAGGAAAAAAAAGCACAAAUACUUUUUGUUACGUCUACGGAGGUAAAAUAAUCAACACAGUCCCAGAAAUUUGGAAUCAAUUCGUCACUAAAUCGGAAGCAUCCGUUUAAAGUUUCCUACGAAUUUUUAGUAAGAGUAAUAUGGCUGAGUGGUGUCCAAUUAUUUUUUAAUAAUACGAUUGAUAACAAAAUUGGACGACCGCGCAGCGGGAGUCCGAUUUGCUUAUCACGAGUAUGAUUACAGACCUAAUUGGACGACAGGAAGUCUUAUUACCAGUUAAUCAUAAAAAUUACAAUUUCCGAGAGAAGAAGAAUAGCCAAGUUAUGAAAGAAAGGGAAAAUUUGCAUUCAAAGACUGACAAAGUCCGAUCGGUUGAUUUAAACCACAACUUCAAAUGUGAUUGGUUGAUAAAAACUAAAACUUUGGAUGAGAUUGGCUUAUUGGAAGGUCCGAUAAGAAACUGUCCAAACACAAAAAAACGUGUCUUUUGACCAUCACAUAAGUUCCAAAAAAGACAUUUUUUCGUUUGCAUACAACCUCGACUACACGCUUUAAAUAAACAGAAGGGAACUCAAAUCUUAUUUCUCAUUUAAACAACAGAGCGAUGUUCGGUUUAAUGACCCCCUUUUAAAAGGAAGGAAGAGUAAAUAAACGUUAGAACGUCAAUAAAUACCUCGAUGGCUGACUCGGAAAAUACUCGAACACUUCAAAUUUCUUGUCACUGAAUAAAUUAGUGACUUAACCGCCACCUGUCUCUUACAGGUUUUUAACUUGUUAUGAAGAACUAAGAUGCAUAUUGAACGUAAUAAAGCUGUCAGCAAGGCAAAUCAAGUUAAAAAAACUUGCCACCUGUCUCUUACAGGUUUUUAACUUGUUAUGAAGAACUAAGACGCAUAUUGAACGUAAUAAAGCUGUCAGCAAGGAAAAUCAAGUUCCAAAAAACAAUUCGCCUCUACAACUUUGCCGAAAAUUUCACCAUCGAACGAAGAUCAAGCUUGUUUUUUUGAAGAAGUUAUGUAAUGUUAUGCGCUUGCUUCCUCUCAUGUCGGCGAUCGGUACGUAAGGGCAUGUUUACUUCAGUCGUUGAUUUUCUUUCAUUAAUUUUUUCAGUAGCUUAAGUGCUUCCGCCUAGAAGAACGAAAAUUAAUUCUAUAUUUUCUAUACUUUUUUCAUUUUAUUUUUUCAUCAAAACAAAAUUUUAAUAGUUGCUGUUGCUGUCUGAUACCCGGGGAUUAAAGAGAAAGGAAGAUUUGUCGGACUGACGCUAUCUGGUAGCUGAUGAGCAAGUCUGAUUUCCCCAUAAAACUGCAUAUCCUUUGAAAUACGUGGGAUGCGAAAAGCCCCUGAAGGAAAGUACCAAAAUUUGGAGCUGCUUUGUUUGCAAAGAAAUCGCAUUAAGCCCGUCCUUUCUCCUGCUGGUGUUCACGUGAUUUACAGGAGCACACGCAUGCUUUUUGAACCCAAACUGCAAAUGCACCGAAUUUCACUGAUAACAACCCGUGUGAGAACACUGUUUGAAAACGACUUUGAUUGAUUCAGUGAAAGAUUAUGAACGAAGUAAACAAACUCAUUAUGCUCUUCUGUGGGGUCGGACUAAGCAGGGGGUUUUGCAGUUGCCAUGGCGAACAGCCGUUUGUCAUUGACAGCAUAUCGUAAAUGAAAUUUUGCCUCUCAACUGGCCGAGAGAGUAAUAAUUCCUAAUAACAGUACGUUCGUCUACUAAUCUGCUGUGGUUAAAGAAGAGUACAGGAUGACAGAAAACAGAAACAAAACCCCAUACGUUCGUAAAUUUAACACCAUCUAUAUGAUGUCUGUCUUGGAAAAUUAUUACUUUUAAAAUGAGGAAAUUAAGACAAAUAUGACUUCUCAGCUCAUGACUUUCCCGCGCUCGGGUCCAUUGUUCAAUCGACUUUUUCUAAAUAAAGAUUACGACAGAAGCAAUCUGACAACUUUUACUCGUCUUCCUUGACAGAAAGGUCGUCACAAACACAAGGACAAAAGCUCCGCUGUUACAAAUGUUAUUCACCAGAAUCAUGGAGUAACUGCCGAGAAAAUCUAACAGCAGUUGAGUGCACUCGCCAAGGAGACAUUUGUUAUAAGAUUAAGCGAACAAGGUGGGUUAGAUCCGAAACAGAAAAACUGGAAGUGAGUUACGCCAUGGGUUGCAAUGUUCCUGAAACAUGUUCAGGCGAGGAAUGCAAAGAACAUGAAUGGCACUGUGACCUCUCUUGCUGUAACACAGACUUCUGUAACGGAACUGUCCGAAUGCCAGGAACCUUGUUUUUUAUCAUCGCAUCCUUGCGUUUCUCAUUCGAAUUCAUAAUUUAUUUUUAG